GGUAAAGUUAAGUUUAAAUCUAGAUUUGCUGCACAAAAACUUACAAUUUUAUUGUUUUUGUGAUAAAAUUAAAUACGGACACAUUUAGCACAUCUAGCAGUAUGUGAUUUGUUGAAGCUGAUAAUGUAUUAUAUAAACUAGUGUUAUGGGAGUCAAAGGAUAUUCUACAGUAUCCGACCUAAACACAAAGAAAAGCCGUCUGGGGUGCUCUGUAUGUAAAAAAAUAAUCAAUAAUGAUACACCGAUUGAACAUUUUUCAUCAAAACCCUGGAUUGAGAAAAAAUAUUUAAAAAACAAGGUUUCUGACAAAAAAAUUAGAGAUUUUGAAUAUAUUAAAUUAUCACCAUCUGUAACAUCAAGACCUAAAAUUAGUGAAUGUUACUGUAAUCGUAUGGAACAAACAAAAAACGAAUCCUUUCCAAAAUUAAUAUGCUCAAAGCGUUUUAAAACGCCAUAUCUGACAGAUGUUGACGAAAAGUGGUUGAAUGAAAUUAUUGAAUUCCGACGUCAAAAUUGGUUUGAUUGUCACGCUGAUUCAUCUAUUGAUAGAAUUUGUGUUCAAAAUAUUAUUCCUUUAAAUAUUUUUAACGAACACAAACUAAAUUGUAGUCAUCAAAAUAAUUCAAUGUCAUUAACUUCUAUUGAUGAUAAUGAGCUAAGUACUGGAAAUCCAUUUGCAUAUUUGGAAAAUAUUAAUGCAGUUAAAAAACACCUAAAUGAACAUAAAAAAACUACUGUUCCUAAAUUUGCUGGUAAAAAAAAAAAAAAUUCAGAUGCAGUUUAUAAACCUUGGAUACCACCAUCAUCAUCAUCAGUUCAUUAUACAUUUUAAUUACUUGAUUUAAGUUAAAAAUAAUAAUGUAUUAUACUUAAAAUAUUUUUCUUUGUUAAAUAGAAAACUAAUUAUUGUUAAGAUUACCUAUGAAUAUUUUAUACAACACAAUAAACACUGCACUAUCAUUGUAUAAUGUAUAUUACUGAUUUUGUAUUUACAUAAAGAAAAAAAAAAUAUGUUGCAAGAAAUAUUAUUUUACAAGUAGGUUACAAAUGCUGUGCACUAAGUAUUGCCAAAUUGUAUAGAUAAAUUAUUUUUGUUUUAAUAUUAUUAUUGAAUAGGUAUAUGUAAUAAGUAAUAACAAUUAAUAAUUAUUCUCAAGAAUUUUCAUAUUAAGCAUUAAAUAAAUUACAUAGUUCUAUAGUGAAUGAUUUCAUUAUAUUAUCUUUAAUUUAGAAUAAAUUGUGUCUAUUCAUCAUGUAUGAUUAAUUAAAUGUGUAUGAAUUUGAA
Molecule: messenger RNA, 1285 nt
Organism: Acyrthosiphon pisum (pea aphid)
Lineage: Eukaryota; Metazoa; Arthropoda; Insecta; Hemiptera; Aphididae
Exons: 4
Coding region: 146-832 (228 amino acids)
Source: RefSeq, a predicted model, not a curated record